Molecule: messenger RNA, 8089 nt
Organism: Nasonia vitripennis (jewel wasp)
Lineage: Eukaryota; Metazoa; Arthropoda; Insecta; Hymenoptera; Pteromalidae
Product: 60 kDa SS-A/Ro ribonucleoprotein
Exons: 8
Coding region: 101-1792 (563 amino acids)
Cellular component (GO): ribonucleoprotein complex
Molecular function (GO): RNA binding
Source: RefSeq, a predicted model, not a curated record
GGCGACGCCAGGUGGCGCUCCAGAGUCCAGCACCUUCGCAGAUCGCGUCGCGGCGCAGCUCUCUCUACUGAUGCGGUGAUGCGCAGCCACUGCGCAGCUCAUGCUGGAAUCAAUUAUUGUGAAUGAUCAACGCAAUCCUCGAAAAACUGAACAAAUGCCAGACUUCAAUGACACUGCGUUGGAGACGCAAUUGCGUCGCUUUCUCUAUAUUGGCAAGGAGAAGCCCGAGUACCAGCCUGGUAAUUGGUUUGUUCAUCACUACUACCAGGCCAAGAACGUUCCAUCCUUCCACGAAUUAGCUGCUAAUCCGCUCAAACAUGACACUAUUAUCUCUUCUAUUAUGGAGGCACAAAACAAGCAACUGGUACAGAAUCCUGAAACACUUAUUUUUGCUCUGGCAGUCUGUGCUCAACAGGAAAAGCACGAAGCUUUGCGUACAAAAGCAUAUGAUGCAGUGAAAGAAAUUUGCAAGUCUCCGGACCACUUUAUUUUAUUCAAUAAGUUUUGUUCUCUAAUCAACAAGACAAAAUCUACUCCAAAAAAUGGCUGGGGACAUGGCUGGAGAAGGGCAGUCAAGAGCUGGUAUUUGUCAAAAUCACCCAUGGAACUCGCAAAGAUUGUCACGCAAACCAAGGGUCGAUACGGAUGGAAGCAUAAAGAUAUCAUUAAAUUGGCACAUGUCCCUGCAACUCAUGAAGAUAAGAAAAUAGUGUUCAGAUAUAUAUUACAAGGUAUGAAGAAAAUGAAAGAAGAAAAUGUGAGAAAACCCCAAUCUAACUUAAGUGAAGUAGGAGGACAAUUAUUGGUAUAUUUUGAAUCAAUAGAAAAUGUCAAGCACUGUGAGGACGAAGUCAGAUGUGCGGCAUAUGUUGAUUCCCUACAACUUUCACUAGAUCAUAUACCUGGCCAUAUGUUAAAGUCUGAAGAGAUAUGGAACGUUCUAGUAAUGUCAAUGAGUUUAACAGACAUUUUAAGAAAUCUUCAACGUAUUCACAACAUGGAUUUCUUGAACCCAAAUGGAACAAUGGUUGCAAAAGUCUUGGAUUCUAUAAAUGAGCAGAAUGUUACUGCUGAAAAAAUUCACCCAGCUGUAUUUUUGGUUGCAGUUAAAAAUUACGAAAAUUCUGGAAAGCCAUUAUCAUUUGAGAAGCGAAAAGUCAAGGAGCAGGCAAAAAGACCAUUACCUCCUCCACCUAAACCCAACAAAAAGAUAGUAGACGCAUUGAAUAAAAUGUUGAAUUUUUCAUUUUCAAUUGUACAACCCACCAAUGUUCACUACAUGAUCACCAUAAACAUGAAUAAAACCAUGUUGGACAGCGGGUGUUGGCAGUGCAGUAACGUGAACGCCGCUGAGGCCGGUUGCUUGAUUGCACUAUCUCUUCUCCGCGCGGAGAAGAACGUCACUGUGGCAAUUUUUACGAACAACGGCAUCCAGUGCGUGGACAUCGAUAUGAACUUGACCCUGGCGCAAAUGAUGCGAAAGCUCGAGCCUACAAGCGUCGACGCGAUUGACUUGAGCAAACCCAUGCAAUGGGCUGCUCAAAAGAAGAAGAGCAUCGACGUCUUUAUUAACAUCGUCGAUCAAAUCUGCCAGAAGUCUGAUAGUUCGGAAGAGGGCAUUAAAUCUUACAGAGCAAAAAUGAACCUGCCAAAUGCAAAGUUGGUGAAUUGUGCCAUGUGUGCCUCAUCGACGUACGACAAGGAAGCUUAUGACAAGAAUAUUCUCUCAAUUUGUGGGUUUGACGAAAAGGUACCUAAAAUCAUAGAAGCUUUCGCGCGAUCCUACUUUUAAGAAACCAAUCGACUGUAAAUUCAAUCGUCAAGAGCUUUCUCCAAUUCGGAUAUUGUUAAAGUUUACAGGAAUUAUUUUCAUGUCAGAAAGUAACCCGUUUUAAUUUUUUAUUUACUACGUCGUUAUUUAUACUAUUUUCUAUCUCGCGUAGUUCGCUAAAAACUAGUGCUUAGAAAUAGUAAGCAGUAUAGGGGAAAAAUCAUUCAAAGUGUUCAGUAAGGUAUUUAGUUUUCAAUUUUUUAAAUAUUAUUAAACAAUCUUUGUUUCAUCAAUUUCAACUGUACGUAAACUACGCAAACUAAACUAAAAGAGAAGUAGAGGGUGAGAGGAAGGGAACUAAAAAAUUUAGUAUUACAUUUUUUCCUUGGGAACGCGAAAUUAAAGUGAGAAUGAAAUAAAGUUUUACAAUCGAAUUAAAUUAACUUUUAAAAAUUAUAAAGAAAAUUAUAAAAAUGAAAGAGAAAAUCGUGAGAAAAAAACAAAAUAUUGCAUUUUCAGCUAUUUCGAUGAUAAAACUCGCAUUGUACUCUAAUAGUAAUGUUCGUAAAACUCGGAUGUCGACAACGCAUAAGGUAUAAUCUCGACUUCGAGUUUAAUUAAAUUAUGUAUCGACAUAAUCGAAUCGUCUAACAUUGCUAUUGUAAAGUCUUACUCAACAAUGAUAAUCGCAUGUUCAUUAGCACAUAACUUUUAAGCUGUGUACGGGUUAAAUCAAGUUUUUUGAUUACUAAAUUGUCUGGUCCGAUGUUAUUUUUUAAUCUUUAUACUUAUUAGUUUAUCACUUAAGAAUCAGACUCUCGUAGUAUAUGUAUGUAAAAACGUUAUACAUAAUCUUUUUUAAAUUAAGGAAACAGCGCCGAAGCUUGUUUUUUAUUACAUGGCUUUAAAAAUGCAAAGAUUUAUAUUCUUCGGAGGAAUACACGCGUGCGUGUCUUACAGGUCUAUUCUUUUGUUUGUGAUGAAAUAAAUGCGAAAAACAAUGAAACCCGCUUACACGGCCGAUCAUUAGUCUUAAGACUGGAUAUUAGAUAACUAGAGCAUAUCGGAAGUAAUCUGUGGUGCAUUUCUCAGUAUAGUAGAAAGAAACAUAAACGAAGAUAAAAAAACAAACUCGGCAAUCGACAUUAAAGGAAAUAUCCUAUUUGAUUUUUGUAUAGCUCGCUUAUUUUCCCGAAUGCUGCCAAUAGCUACAAAACAGAGAAAAAGAUUAUAUCGAAAAAUCAAGCGCUUUUCGUGAUUGAUGCAAACGCAAACUUAACUACUCGACGAGGAAAAAUGAAAACUCAGAUUUAAUAAACUUUACUAAGAAACGUAUUGUGUGGACUGGCGCGCCUCUGCUUAUAUAGGAAAAAAUAAAUAAAGUACGCGACAAAAAUGAUUACGGAAAUAGGAAUUUCUGAUAAAACUCGGGUGGUUAAUGAGAAAAAGUACUAUGAGUACAGAACGUUGAUAAAAAAUUCUCCCACUGUGAUAUGCAUUUAGCCCCAAAGAGUAUAGACGUACAUUAGUAUAAUUUACUUCAUAUUUGCCAUAUCCAAAGUGAAGGAAAACGAGAAAUAAACUAAUUACGCUACUGAUAUAAUACUGUGAUACAUGAAUACAAUGUUUAUAUUGUUCAAGGUUAGACAAAAUGAAAUAAGGAAUAACAAAAAAUAAUAUAUGUAGCGAGAGGCGCGCUCUCAGUCCGAUUGUUUUGUUGAUUAGUACGUUAAACACGUUUGGAUUUAGCGCAUAAAUUCUGUUGAGAAGUAAUAAAAAAAGAAAAAAAUAUACAAUGAAUCACUAUCCAGAGUAUAAUAGUUAACGAUGAAUGAUAACCUUAGACAGCUUGUGUGUCACGAACCUCGAAUUUCCACUGGUGUACAUUUGGAAUGUAGAGUUCUAAAAUUUGAAGAAAAACAAGACCUCGACAAUUCGAGUCACUUCACCGACUUGACGCUCCCGCGACGUUGGCGGCGAAAACAAAGCUAUACGGCGACUAGUUGCUUUUUAUAUAAAACGAAGUUAUACUUUCCCAGGGAACGAAAGAUAGCCUUAAGUCUAUGUUAUUAUCUUUUAGAGGGAAAUUUUGCUGUUGCGCCUCCUGUGAUUUUUACUACUCGUCCUGUGAACUUGUACAUUAAGGGACGUUGUUCUGUUGAGUAUAAGCUUUUUGUUCGUCGCCCGGCUUUUCUUCCGGCCAACGUCACGCGUCAAACGUAUAGAACGAAAAAUUUAGAACGCUGCUUCAAGGUGCUUACCACGCACUCUUAUGCAAAACGUAAGAUUCUCAUAUGGCUGUGUCCUGCAAAUAAAGUCUGUCCUACGGAUGAAUUCUCCCUUUCAAAGCGCGAUUCAUCUAAAUUCAUGCAACUUUGCAGUUUGUUCUCUUCGCGGUAAACCAAGCACCUGACAAACACCGCACCAGUCGAUUCGAGGUUCGACGAUCCGCUUCUCUUAUCGAGGCGAUCCCUUGUUCUAAAAGCGAAAUAAACAAAAAUCAACGAACCCGCUCUUUAUCUUGUAUGUCUCUAACUUUUCCGAUUGUAAACCGAGAGGAUGAAUUCCUAUGCGAGUUAGCGAAGUGAAUAAAACACGGUAGAUUGUAAGGCAUACACUGAAUUUCUCUUUGCGCGAUUUCGACUAACCGAGGAACGAAACUUUGCGAAAGAUUAAAAUAGCGACUUGUAUAAUUAUUAUAAAUGCGCGAAGUACGACGAUAAUAUUAUGUGUAAACGAAAAGACCGAUAAUUGCUUUACGCUAAGAAAUUUUAGGAUCUUACCGUUCGACUGCUUUAUAGAGGGUCGGAGAUUGGCCGAUCGACCAUCUCUGCGCCUUGCGAAUUAUUCUGUUAUUGGAAUGAGGGUAAUAGUAUUUUUUAGACAAAUUUUUCCUAAAUACAAAUUUCGUGAGUACGAGAAACCGAAUAUUGAAACAAUGCGCUUAGAGAGAUUAUUUACACACGCAGGAAAUGCUAGGCGAAAUCUCAUUGACCAUAUUAUUGAUACAUUAGUAAUUAACAAUAAUUGAAAGAAAGAAGGUAAUUCAUUAACAUGCGAGGCUUUUUGUAAGAAAACGGAAGUUGGAAAAAUACAAAAAAUACUAUAUAUACAAAUAUAAUAUACAUUAACGAUUAACUAUUAUACUGUAAACGCAUUAAUAUCUUAUUAUAGACCGGGUACUUUUGUGCUACGUCGAGCCGCUCUAUACAUAAUAAUUAUAGUUAACCAAUUAACUUUUUUCUCGCUGCGAAGCGGCAACUGCGUAUGCUAUAUUCAUACGUCUGAUAGCGUAGUUACAUAUACACGAUUGAGAAACACACCCACAUGUCCACACACACACACACACACACAUACACGAUUUGUGUUACAUACGCACUAUAUAGUUAUAUCCUAAGAUGUAAGAGAAAAAAAAUAAACAUGCGCAUUCGUGGUCGUCGACUGGAGACCCCGACAGUGAAUCGAUAGAUAACAGUAAACGAAGGGCAUUCAUGAGUAAUUAAUACUUUGUUUUUUUUCUAUAGAGCGAGAGUUUGAGACAAUAAUGUAAAUUUAAAAUUGUCGUUCAGGUAUCCGUUGGGGAAAGCCAAUGAGCCCGAGCGUUUUUUCUAAACGUCGUUACACAACGUUUCCUAAAAAUUUUCGACUCCACGCCUGCGAAAAAAGUUGUCUAAUAAGCAAUACUAGCUUCGUUUGUACCAGAUUAUUUAUUCUUGGAUGACGGCUCGGGCGCAUCGACUCUCGCAUCCAAUAUCCACACGUUCACGAUCUAAAUUACAAAGUUCAACGGUAUGAUUAGUCAAAGUUGUCGUAUAGCAAAUUCGUUAUUUUUAUCAAUAAGUGUGAGGCAAGACGUUCGCGACGCGAGUCUCUCGUUGACGACUUGGUUCAACAUAUGUGUGUUCUCUGUAUCGCUAAGUCUUAACUAACUAAUACAGUAGGGGCGAUCGAGAAUAGAAAUAUGCGUUAUCUUAUAGUCAUUGAUAAAUGAGCUCGAGCAUAAGGAUACUUACAUAAAUGAAUAUGUAGAAUGUAGAAACCUUGUAGCAGAGUAAAGUUAUCGAUGACUCGGCUUUUGUCAUAUGUGUAUUCUCUGUAACGCUACUACCAUGUGCUUAUAUCACAUUACUGUAUAUGGUAAAAGUAAGAAAGAGGGUAAGGUCAAAGUCUGCACUUUUUUCUCUUUCGUAUUACACACAUUAUAUACAUAAUAUACAUGAAUAUAUUUAAAUAUAUAUAUAUAUAUACACACACACGUUUAUUACUUUAUAACUGGUAACUCUUCAGGUCGAAAACCAGUCUGUGUGAUGACGAUGAUAAAACGAAACAAUAUGUUGAAUGUGUUCAUACGUAGGCGAAAAAAAGAAGUAAAGUGGAAAUAUAGCGAUACGAAAGAAACUAAAAUUUUAAAAUAAUAUUAAAUAUAAUACUAAUAGCGAUGGCAAAAUUCCUUAGUGCAACUAAUAAUAAUAUAAAUGAAGCAAACGACGUUGAUUUACUCUUACUUGAAUUUGUUAUAAAUAUAUAUAUAUUGGAAUAGGUAGUCUGCACUGUAUACACUUGGAAUCUUGCGGUUGAUUUAGCUCGUCGUUGAUUCAAUGGUACUUGUUGACAUUCGGUAUUGGUUACAUGAACGGAUUUGAUUUGAUACUUUCGCAUUUUUGGAUACUUACUAAACAUGUAGAAUUUGAAUUCCGGGCAUAAGCAUAUGUGAUAAAGCCGAUGAAAGUGAUAUACGAAGUGAUUGCGUUUGUCUUCGAAGCCAAAAAUUAUAUAGUUAAAAAAAUACGAGUUCAAUUGUUUCGAAUGCCAUUGAAUCAAUUAAAAUUGCUCCUCGUUUAUAGCUUUCGAUGAAAAAGAACUGAAAAUUUUAGCAAUCAUUACCGUGUGUUUAAACGAAAAUUUUUCUACCGGGUACAUGUACAACGUAGAAGUGGGGAAAGUAUGGAUAGAAGUUUGCGUUAAACUCACACAUUAUACACAGCAGCAGCAGCAGCAGCAACAGUGAUUUUGAGCCUUUCUUGUGAGCCGCAAUCUCUCUCUUAUACUAUUUGGGGAAAAUAAAUUUUUUAAAUAAAAGUAAUAUAGCAGCAAAGCUCGCAGCACAACUUCAUCCAGUAAACGUGUAUUAAUUCUAACUAGUGUUCUGUACACGAAUCUAUACAAUAAUAAUUAACGAUAAAAUGUAACGAUAUAAUAUUACGUACUGUAAGACUAAAACCGCGAGUACACUCUAGGACGACGAUAGUGCUAUGUUUCUUAUAAGAUUACAGAAAAACAAAUAUAAUUACGUCGAUAUUGAAAAUGAUUAAAAAAAAAAAGAAAAAAAAUUAUGAUUAUGAAAGCAAACAAGUAAUAGCGAAAAAUCUGCGCAAAGGUACCUCGAAUCUCUCUAGACGCGCGCGCGCGCGCACGAUGAUACCAUGUCUGUACAACGACGCGGCCUCGCACAGCGUUUUAUAUACUCGAAGAAAAAAAAGUUCAAUUAUACUGUAUUGUUCGACGGCUGAUUAUUGUUUAUAAGCCAAAUACCAAGAGUAAGAAAAGAAAAAUGAAAGAGAAAAACAUAAACUUAUAGCAAAAGACCUAUUGUACAAAAGCAAAGUUAUAUAAAUAUGUAUAGAAUAUAUGUAUACAUGCCUCAAUCUCGUUGUCAAUAUAAUGAAUAAUAAUAAUGAAAGUGCGAGAGCGCGGCGCGCGAAAUUCGAAAGUUGAACGCGCGCGCCUCUGUGAGAUGAUUGUCGGCAACCUCCUCCUUCGCAGCUAUACGGUAUGUUGAUAUUAUAUGAGUGCAGAAAAGGAUUUUGUGAAUUUUGUCGAAUUUGACGAAGAGACGAGGGAGAGAUGCAGAUAAGAAAACAAAGCAAAUACGCCUACCUUUCGGCCUUACUACUUUACAUUUACAUAAAACACAUAAUACUGUAACAUUGCGGCACAUGCAAGAUUAACACACGUAUACCUAUAUAUUGUAACGUUCACCUAUUAUAUGCAUUCACGAAUGAGGAAGAGAGAGAGAGAGAGAGAGAGAGAUAUGGAGACGACAAACAAACGCGUGCGUUUUUCAUUUUCUCUUAGUUUAUAAUGAUUAUUGUAUACAAAAAUUAAAGAACUGCUCGCCUUCGAUGAGUAUUGACUGUGAAAAACAAACCACUACGAUUGAGAAAAUGACGACAAAAAAGCCUUCGAGAACUCACCGAUUAUUUCCGUAACUCGGUACAGUUGUAAUAAAAAUAAAUCAUCAUACCCCCGAUUGUGUAAUUGUUACAUGCCGCCGAGAGAAAUAAAAAGAGCAGCCCCCCCCCCCUUUCUAGCGAAAAA